Molecule: messenger RNA, 627 nt
Organism: Papaver somniferum (opium poppy)
Lineage: Eukaryota; Viridiplantae; Streptophyta; Magnoliopsida; Ranunculales; Papaveraceae
Product: protein MAINTENANCE OF MERISTEMS-like
Exons: 2
Coding region: 1-627 (208 amino acids)
Source: RefSeq, a predicted model, not a curated record
AUGGAAUGUCGUUAUGCGGCGGCUGCGUAUUUGUUGUACGUCCUUGCGUCGGUUGUAUUUCCCGAUAGUAAAGGUAACAGGGUCAGCGCCAACCUUUUUCAGCUUUUGGAUCUCUUGGAAGAUGUGAAUAAGUACUCUUGGGGGACUGCCAUAGUUGCACAUUUGAAUGGUCAGCUUUCCCAGGUGUGGAUUUACGAUCAUUUCCAGUCACUGUUCAAAGAUAAUGAAGAUGUGGAACUCAAUCCAAAAUGGAGCAAAGGUAGUCCAACAGGAACCCGAUACAUGUUCACCGGUUCUCAAGAUAAGGAACAAACUGAUGCGUUGAUAGAAAUGCACCAAAAACUUGACAACAUCAUGGCGAAAGAGGUAAUCUUUAAUCCGUACAAGGAUGGUAGAGUUGGCGCAAUGGAAGAUGUCGUGUAUUACCAUGGCCCUUUGUUUGACCCUAACGGUUUUUCAAUGUACAAUCCGAUGAGAAUCAUGCGUCAACUUGGGUUUAUUCAAGAUUCAUCCGAUGACGACUAUGUACCUACGUUCAAGCACAAGUUGGACAAAUGCGAGGCUGACCUGUCAGACAUAAAGGUGGUUUAUGAACCUGCAACUGAUGUCAAGCAUUGGAAUGAUUGA